AUGUCUACGUCACUAUACAAUACAUCCAUUGUGCCCGCCAAGCAAGCUCUCGCUAGCCUUGCCAAUAUCCUUCGCAAAGGAGAGCAGCAGUCCAAUGCCGCCAACUUCAUCACUGCCGCUUUGAGCGAAGACAUGAAGCCAUUGAGUUUCCAAAUCUCUUCUGUUGUCCAGUUGAGUGAGAAAAUGGUUGCCAGAUUGACCGGUAGCCCGGUCCCAGAGUCCAGCAUGGAUAUCUCCUCAUUCACUGAUGCCCACACACUCAUCGAGAAGGCUCUCAAGGCCCUCAACGACACCGACGAGACCAUUGUCAACAACAACGCACAGAAUUCUGCAGACAUUGGUAUGGGGCCUGGAGUUACAGUCCCCAUGCGUCUAGACGACUAUGCCAGAGCUUUCAUCAUGCCUAAUGUUUAUUUCCAUCUUGUUACGGCCUAUGCCAUCCUGCGAAAGGAAGGCGUGCCCCUUGGCAAGAGGGAUUAUCUAGGUAGCUUUCUGAAUCCUUAUCUCCCUCAGAGCCAGUAG
Molecule: messenger RNA, 522 nt
Organism: Penicillium macrosclerotiorum
Lineage: Eukaryota; Fungi; Ascomycota; Eurotiomycetes; Eurotiales; Aspergillaceae
Product: DUF1993 domain-containing protein
Exons: 1
Coding region: 1-522 (173 amino acids)
Source: RefSeq, a predicted model, not a curated record